Striga hermonthica is the source of this 2370-nucleotide messenger RNA. Lineage: Eukaryota; Viridiplantae; Streptophyta; Magnoliopsida; Lamiales; Orobanchaceae. The record is from the annotation of a GenBank genome assembly.
AUGAUCUUGUGGUUACUCAGUCAUUGUAAGCCCUACAAACUUCUUCAAUUUCUAUUUCAGAAUUCAUCAUUAUCUAAACAGCUCAACCUGUCAGUCUCCAAGUGUUCGAUCUACAAGUGGUCAUCUUCUUCACAAUCACUUCUGAGCAAAAGCCUCAUUAUUCUCCUCGUCUACAAAAUCGUCAAAGGACCUAAUUGUCUUCUCAUUCUUUCCUCUGUGACCGACAAAUCUCAGAACCUUGUCCCUUCAAACGACGGAUGGAUCCUUCUUGAUCAACUCCGAACCAUCAUAGGCCUCGUUCAAGAACACGCUAGAUUACUUUUUCCUUUCAGAAACGUAGAAAAUCCCCAGGUGCUUAAGCAGAAGCCUCAUCAGCUUAUGUGGCAUGCAUCAUCGACCUCUCUGCCGCCGCCAUUAUCCACUGAGUCGAUUCGCGUGCGGUUCGCGCCUUCUCCCACCGGGAACCUCCACGUCGGCGGUGCUCGCACAGCACUCUACAAUUACUUGUUCGCCAGGUCCAAAGGCGGCAAAUUUGUGCUCCGAAUUGAGGACACUGACCUGGACAGAUCCACUAAGGAAUCAGAGGACGCCUUGCUCCGUGAUCUUUCCUGGCUUGGACUUGAUUGGGAUGAAGGCCCAGGUAUUGGUGGAAACUAUGGUCCCUACCGGCAGUCUGAAAGGAAUGCUCUCUAUAAACAGUAUGCUGAUAAACUCUUGCAAAUGGGUCAUGUUUACCGCUGCUUCUGCUCAAACGAGGAGCUUGAACAAAUGAAAGAGACUGCUAAGCUGAAGCAGUUGCCUCCUGUAUACGCUGGCAAGUGGUCUACUGCCACAGAGACAGAAGUCCAAGAGGAGUUGGCAAAAGGGACACCUUAUACUUAUCGUUUUAGAGUUCCUAAGACAGGAAGUUUGAAAGUCAACGAUCUCAUUCGCGGUGAGGUCUGUUGGAAUUAUGAAACACUUGGAGAUUUUGUGAUUAUGAGAAGUAAUGGGCAGCCAGUAUACAAUUUUUGUGUUACUGUUGAUGAUGCUACCAUGGGUAUCUCUCAUGUUAUUAGAGCAGAGGAGCACUUGCCAAAUACCUUGAGGCAAGCUUUGAUAUAUAAGGCUCUGGGGUUCUCAAUGCCUACAUUUGCACAUGUUUCUUUGAUUCUUGCACCUGAUAAGAGCAAACUCUCAAAACGGCAUGGGGCAACUUCAGUAGGUCAGUUCAAGGAGAUGGGUUUUCUUCCUCAAGCAAUGGUGAACUAUCUUGCCCUAUUGGGCUGGGGUGAUGGUACUGAGAAUGAAUUUUUCACCCUUGACGAGCUUGUUGAUAAAUUCACUAUUGAGCGCGUUAAUAAGGGUGGAGCCGUGUUUGAUUCUGCCAAGUUAAGGUGGAUGAAUGGUCAAUAUUUGAGAUCUCUUCCAACCGAAGAACUAAACAAGCUCAUUGGUGAGCGGUGGAAAAGCACUGGCUUUGUCACAGAAUCAAGGGGGACAUUUGUAGAAAAUGCUGUUCAGCUGCUAAAGGAUGGGAUUGACGUGAUAACAGAUGCUGACAAACUUCUUUCAAAUCUACUGUCCUAUCCUUUAUACUCAACUCUUGCUAGUCCUGAAAGUAAAACUGUAAUAGAAGAUAAACUGUCGGAAGUUGCUGCGAGUUUGUUAGCUGCAUAUGAUAGUGGGGAGUUUGUUAGUGCCCUUGAAGAAGGUAUUGGUGGAUGGCAGAAAUGGGUUAAGAGUUUUGGUAAAUCUACGAAACGCAAGGGAAAAUCUCUGUUCAUGCCCCUUCGAGUUUUGCUGACAGGAAUGCUUCAUGGUCCUGAAAUGGGGUCGGCUUUGCUUCUCAUCUAUGAAGCUGGAAAAUGUGGAGUGAUAGCACCUCAAUCUGGUUUAGUGACAUUGGACGAGAGAAUCAAAAUGCUUCGCGAGGUUGAUUGGGAUUUGCUUAAUAAUCCUACCGACUGUCACGGCACGGCAGCAGCUGACAGCAGUCCCCUACCCUUACCCGUAGCUACGACCCACGUGCCGCCAAAGAGGAACGAUUCAGCCGACGACAGACGGGAUGCGGCGAUCGAAGCCCUCACUCGCCAGCACGAGUCGAUGGGCCGCGAUUUGGCGGACCUAACGGCGGGCAUGGAGGAUAUUCGUGAGGCUCUCCACACCUUGAUGGGACGCGAGCAGACGAACCGUGACGGGCCCGAUCAUCGGGACGGCGGUCGCGGUGGGCAGCGUGGUGGCCGUGGGGGUCGCGGGAUGGCAAUGGGUGACAAACCCGCUGGGGGACCCCCCCGUCACCCGCCCCCAUUAGGGAAAAUACCCCCGUCACCCGCCCCAUCACCCAUCUCGGGUCCAGAUUUCCCCCAGACCCGGCACCCGUGUGGGUGA